AGCGGCGGGGGCGGAGAGAGGCGGCCGGGGCGGCGCUGGCUGCGGAGGCCGCGGCGGGAGCGGGAGCGCGGCGCGGGAGCCCGAGGCUGAGACUCACCGGAGGAAGCGGCGCGAGCGCCCCGCCAUCGUCCCGUGUUAUAGUUUUGCCGCUGGACUCUUCCCUCCCUUCCCCCACCCCAUCAGGAUGAUAUGAGACUUGAAAGAAGACGAUGCAUACAGGAGGAGAGACUUCAGCAUGCAAACCUUCAUCUGUUCGGCUUGCACCGUCAUUUUCAUUCCAUGCUGCUGGCCUUCAGAUGGCUGGACAGAUGCCCCAUUCACACCCGUACAGUGACCGUCGCCAGCCAAGCAUAAGUGACCAGCAGGUUUCUGCCUUAGCGUAUUCUGACCAGAUUCAGCAACCUCUAACCAACCAGAGGCGGAUGCCCCAAACCUUCCGUGACCCAGCAACUGCUCCCUUGAGAAAACUUUCUGUUGACUUGAUCAAAACAUACAAGCAUAUUAAUGAGGUUUACUAUGCAAAAAAGAAGCGAAGACACCAACAGGGCCAGGGAGACGAUUCUAGUCAUAAGAAGGAACGGAAGGUUUACAAUGAUGGUUAUGAUGAUGAUAACUAUGAUUAUAUUGUAAAAAACGGAGAAAAGUGGAUGGAUCGUUACGAAAUCGACUCCUUGAUAGGCAAAGGUUCAUUUGGACAGGUUGUAAAGGCAUAUGAUCGUGUGGAGCAAGAAUGGGUUGCCAUUAAAAUAAUAAAGAACAAGAAGGCUUUUCUGAAUCAAGCGCAGAUAGAAGUGCGACUUCUUGAGCUCAUGAACAAACAUGACACUGAAAUGAAAUACUACAUAGUGCAUUUGAAACGUCACUUUAUGUUUCGAAACCAUCUCUGUUUAGUUUUUGAAAUGCUCUCCUACAACCUCUAUGACUUGCUGAGAAACACCAAUUUCCGAGGGGUCUCUUUGAACCUCACACGAAAGUUUGCACAACAGAUGUGCACUGCACUGCUUUUCCUUGCGACUCCAGAACUUAGUAUCAUUCACUGUGAUCUAAAACCUGAAAAUAUCCUUCUUUGUAACCCCAAACGCAGUGCAAUCAAGAUCGUUGACUUUGGCAGUUCUUGUCAGUUGGGGCAGAGGAUAUACCAGUAUAUUCAGAGUCGCUUUUAUCGGUCUCCAGAGGUGCUACUGGGAAUGCCUUAUGACCUUGCCAUUGAUAUGUGGUCCCUCGGGUGUAUUUUGGUUGAAAUGCACACUGGAGAACCUCUGUUCAGUGGUGCCAAUGAGGUAGAUCAGAUGAAUAAAAUAGUGGAAGUUCUGGGUAUUCCACCUGCUCAUAUUCUUGACCAAGCACCAAAAGCAAGAAAGUUCUUUGAGAAGUUGCCAGAUGGCACUUGGAACUUAAAGAAGACCAAAGAUGGAAAACGGGAGUACAAACCACCAGGAACCCGUAAACUUCAUAACAUUCUUGGAGUGGAAACAGGAGGACCUGGUGGGCGACGUGCUGGGGAGUCAGGUCAUACGGUCGCUGACUACUUGAAGUUCAAAGACCUCAUUUUAAGGAUGCUUGAUUAUGACCCCAAAACUCGAAUUCAACCUUAUUAUGCUCUGCAGCACAGUUUCUUCAAGAAAACAGCUGAUGAAGGUACAAAUACAAGUAAUAGUGUGUCUACAAGCCCCGCCAUGGAGCAGUCUCAGUCUUCGGGCACCACCUCCAGUACAUCAUCAAGCUCAGGUGGCUCAUCGGGGACAAGCAACAGUGGGAGAGCCCGGUCGGAUCCGACGCACCAGCAUCGGCACAGUGGCGGGCACUUCACAGCUGCCGUGCAGGCCAUGGACUGCGAAACACACAGUCCCCAGGUGCGUCAGCAAUUUCCUGCUCCUCUUGGUUGGUCAGGCACUGAAGCUCCUACACAGGUCACUGUUGAAACUCAUCCUGUUCAAGAAACAACCUUUCAUGUAGCCCCUCAACAGAAUGCAUUGCAUCAUCACCAUGGUAACAGUUCCCAUCACCAUCACCACCACCACCACCAUCACCACCACCAUGGACAACAAGCCUUGGGUAACCGGACCAGGCCAAGGGUCUACAAUUCUCCAACGAAUAGCUCCUCUACCCAAGAUUCUAUGGAGGUUGGCCACAGUCACCACUCCAUGACAUCCCUGUCUUCCUCAACAACUUCUUCCUCGACAUCUUCCUCCUCUACUGGUAAUCAAGGCAAUCAGGCCUACCAGAAUCGCCCAGUGGCUGCUAAUACCUUGGACUUUGGACAGAAUGGAGCUAUGGACGUUAAUUUGACCGUCUACUCCAAUCCCCGCCAAGAGACUGGCAUAGCUGGACAUCCAACUUACCAAUUUUCCGCUAAUACAGGUCCUGCACAUUACAUGACUGAAGGACAUCUGACAAUGAGGCAAGGGGCUGAUAGAGAAGAGUCCCCCAUGACAGGAGUUUGUGUGCAACAGAGUCCUGUAGCUAGCUCGUGACUACAUUGAAACUUGAGUUUGUUUCUUGUGUGUUUUUAUAGAAGUGGUGUUUUUUUUCCAAAAACAAAGUGCAAAGCUGCUUGAAUCAGAAGGAGAUUAACACACUGAACCGCUACAAGAGGGCAAAGCUGACUUUUUUUUUUUUUAACUUGAAAAGUUUGCAAAGGGACAUUGAAGUGUUUAAAAGAGCCAUGUCCAAACCCAUCUUCAUGGAUAGCUCAGAGGUAUCCUCUUUUUGCUCCCCCAUUUUAACUUGCCACAUCCCAAUCAUAGUGGGUUUUUUUUGUCUUUCUAUUCAGCGAAAAUAUUCAGAUGUUGGUCUUGGUCAUUUGCCAACUAAUUUUAAAAUAAAAGGCACUGCACAUAAUUUGCAUAAAGGGCCCAUGAGGGUGUUUUUUUUUUUCUUUUUGUCCCCCCCACUAUUUUUUUGUUCUGUUUUGUUUUGGGUGGGAGGGUGGGAAAUUUGGGUUUUUUAAGUCCUCUAAACACACUUGGGCACGGAAAUGCAGUACUGUAAGGAAGAGGGACCUCCAGCUUCCACAAACACCAUCUUCAGCUGUAUGAAAGGGACGGUUGUGUUGAAGUUUGUCAGGCACAGUAAGCAUGCUGAGUGGCGGGGAUCAGAACUCUCCUAUCUGAACCUACUGAGGAUCAAAGCAGCAAUUACAUGGGAUCCUGUGGCUCUCCUGUUGUAGAGGCCACAGGAAGAUAGGAUGGAACGUGACUGGUCUCCUAACCAAGGUGCACUGAGAAGCAAUCAACGGGUCAGUCGUGGCCAGUCCUGGGGAGGUCUGAGUGGUGGUCUUUGGGAUAACCUUUGGCCUUAUGGAUUUGGACUCGAAAUUAGAAGAGCCUACCAUUUCAGAUGCAAUCACUUUUGGACAUGCUUUUGCAGACAGUCCUUAAUGCUGAAAACACAGAGAAUGGGUAAUUCAAGAGGCCUUUCUUUUAAAAUAGACUUUUGUGACCCACUAAUUGUAAGGUAUUGCAAGGUCACUUUGCGUGUGUCAUAAAGUUGACUUCCUUAUUGGUUGAAGGUCACAGAAGUAGUGGUUUGCUUUGAUGGAAAUAGCUACAGCUGUGUCCCUUCCUGCUUUUUACUUUUUCUUUUGCUUUUUCUCGGCACGUGGUAUCUCCACCAUUUCUUCUGCACAAAGAUGUCUUCUGUUCAUCCUGAACAUUUUUAAAAAAUGCAGAAUUUUAUGUGACUGCUUUUUUGCCUCACAAUUAUGCUGUGAAUUUUACAAAAAUUUAUUUUCUUUUUUGAUAAUUUAUUGUACCAAAGCUGUUUUUAUAGCACAUAGAUGUCUGUAACCAAUAAUGUAGCAGUUCUGCACUUUGACACAAGGUGUAACUAGACCAUUUUUAAAUGUCAGUUGAAAAUUAUGGCUGUACUAUUGCUUAAACAAAACUGGAACUGUUGUUGAAUCCAUAGCCAAUACAUUUACAGCAAUCUGUGUACUGAGCAUAAUAGAUUGACAUCUAAUUCAAGAUUACAACAUCUGUUACAUUCUAAGUGUGUUCAGGCUUCUGAAGGUAAAGGGACACUGGAUCCAGAAGCUAUGGAACCAGCAGUUGAUUCUUGUAUUCCUGAUUAACCUACUUGUAAACUUGAAAGCAAGACCUUGAUUGCACCAACAGGUCCCGAGUAUGAGCGCAAGUAAAGCAGAACUCUCAUGCGUGACCUGAGCAGACAGGCUGGUAUUAUUAACAGGUGCCUCGUGUUGAGAUUACGCUGCCUUAAUGUAACACAGUCUGGCAGUUGCUAAAUUUGUGUUCCCAUUUUAAAUUGACCAAUUUUGGGGUGUGACACUUUUGAGCGGUUGAAUUGGGAGAAUGAAGUAAUUUACCUGUCCAGGAUCAAAAGAAGCCUAGAAAAGAAGCAGUAAUCUACCUCUGCCGCUAACCUGUUUAAGACGACUCAGCAGAACACCGCCUUUCAUUCGAUUGGGCAAUUCCAUGUGGCUGACUAGGUCAAUUUUUUUUCUGAACAAAAGCAGGUUUUUAUAUGUAAACAGUGACAAAAGAAAGGCUAAACACUAUGUAAAUGUGAAUGGAAACUUGGAAAUACUCGUUUUUAUAAACUACAGAAAUUUUUUGUUGUUUAUCAGGAAAUCCAUAUUUAUUUUGUAAUUAACUGUCAAGCCUGUGGAUGAUUUUUUUGAACUUGGUAGUUCUUAAAGGUUUACAGUGAAUAAAAGGAUAUCAUCUUGAGUAUAGCAAUAUCAAAAGGAAUUCAGUAGUUACUGCUGUUUAGGAAUAUAAGGUUAAGAUAUCAUAUGGGUCAGGUCAUUUUUUUUCUGUGCUGGUUGCCACAUCUUAGCAAGCACCAAAAAACUAAAGCAGUUUUUAAACCGAUAUUUACAUAAAGAAAAUCAUAAAAUCCAAUGCUUCUGCAUACUGUGUUAUGUUACAGUCCAGUUUUGUGUGCUUUACUACACAGUUUGGUUACAGGACUUCUGUGCAUUGUAAACAUAAACAGCAUGGAAAAGGUUAAAUACCUGUGUUCAGAUUGUAAGAUCUAGUCCGGACUUGCUGUGUAUAUUGUAACGUUAAAUGAAAAAAGAACCCCCCUUUGUAUUAUAGUCAUGCGGUCUUAUGUAUGAUAAACAGUUGAAUAAUUUGUCCUCA
Chlorocebus sabaeus (green monkey) is the source of this 5105-nucleotide messenger RNA. RefSeq names its product dual specificity tyrosine phosphorylation regulated kinase 1A (gene DYRK1A). NCBI's taxonomy places the organism in Eukaryota, Metazoa, Chordata, Mammalia, Primates, Cercopithecidae. The record is from RefSeq and is a predicted model, not a curated record. Gene Ontology annotation, biological process: protein autophosphorylation; peptidyl-threonine phosphorylation; peptidyl-serine phosphorylation. Gene Ontology annotation, molecular function: ATP binding; protein serine/threonine kinase activity; protein serine/threonine/tyrosine kinase activity.